Messenger RNA from Musa acuminata AAA Group (dessert banana), 1822 nucleotides. RefSeq names its product trans-cinnamate 4-monooxygenase-like. The coding region runs from base 79 to 1590 and encodes 503 amino acids. The transcript has 3 exons. The record is from RefSeq and is a predicted model, not a curated record. Lineage: Eukaryota; Viridiplantae; Streptophyta; Magnoliopsida; Zingiberales; Musaceae. Gene Ontology annotation, molecular function: heme binding; trans-cinnamate 4-monooxygenase activity; iron ion binding. Gene Ontology annotation, biological process: lignin metabolic process.
CCACCACCUACCCCAGUCACUCUUUCACCGCCUCUAUUUCUUCAUUGGCCAGCUUGUGCCGCCUUCGUCGUAAUCGACAUGGAUCUGCUCCUGCUCGAGAAGGCCCUGCUGGGCCUCUUCGCGGCGGUGACGCUAGCCAUCGUCAUGUCCAAGCUCCGCGGCAAGCACUUCAAGCUGCCGCCCGGGCCCCUCCCCGUGCCGGUGUUCGGCAACUGGCUGCAGGUGGGAGACGACCUCAACCACCGGAAUCUCACCGCCCUGGCUAAGCGCUUCGGGGAUAUCCUCCUCCUCCGCAUGGGCGUGCGCAAUCUGGUGGUGGUCUCCAACCCGGAGCUCGCCCGGGAGGUGCUCCACGCGCAGGGCGUCGAGUUCGGCUCCCGCACCCGCAACGUGGUGUUCGACAUCUUCACCGGCAAGGGCCAGGACAUGGUGUUCACCGUGUACGGCGAUCACUGGCGCAAGAUGCGACGGAUCAUGACCGUCCCAUUCUUCACCAACAAGGUGGUGCAGCAGAACCGGCAGGGCUGGGAGGAGGAGGCACGGCAGGUGGUGGAGGACGUGAAGCGGGACCCCAAGGCCGCCACCCAAGGAGUGGUGCUCCGUCGCCGCCUGCAGCUCAUGAUGUACAACAACAUGUAUCGCAUCAUGUUCAACUACCGCUUCCAAGGCAUGGACGAUCCUCUUUUCAACAAGCUCAGGGCCGCCAACGGCGAGCGCAGCCGCCUCGCUCAGAGCUUCGAGUACAACUACGGCGACUUCAUCCCCAUCUUGAGGCCCUUCCUCAGGGGCUACCUCAAGAAGUGCCAGGAGCUCAAGGACGGACGCCUCAAGCUCUUCGAUGACCACUUCGUUGCGGCGAAGAAGAAGACGAUGGACCAACUGGGAUCGAAGAUGGAGCUCAAGUGCGCCAUCGAUCACAUCUUGGAUGCUGAGAGGAGGGGGGAGAUCAACUACGACAAUGUUCUUUACAUCGUCGAGAACAUCAACGUCGCAGCCAUAGAGACGACGUUGUGGUCGAUCGAGUGGGGGGUGGCCGAGCUGGUGAACCACCCCGAGAUCCAGCGCAAGCUACGGCAGGAGCUCGACACCGUGCUCGGCCCGGGCGUCCCGAUCACGGAGCCGGACCUCCAGAAGCUGCCCUACCUGCAGGCGGUGAUCAAGGAGACCCUCCGGCUGCGCAUGGCUAUCCCCCUCCUCGUCCCCCACAUGAACCUCCACGACGCCAAGCUGGGAGGCUACGACAUCCCCGCCGAGAGCAAGAUCCUGGUCAACGCCUGGUGGCUCGCCAACAACCCCGCCCACUGGAAGAGCCCCGAGGAGUUCCGCCCCGAGCGGUUCCUGGAGGAGGAGGCCAAGGUGGAGGCCAACGGCAACGACUUCCGGUAUCUGCCCUUCGGCGUCGGCCGCCGGAGCUGCCCCGGGAUCAUCCUCGCGCUCCCCAUCCUCGGGAUCACCCUCGGCUCUCUGGUGCAGAGCUUCGAGCUGCUGCCGCCGGCGGGAGCCAACAAGGUCGACACCACCGAGAAGGGCGGCCAGUUCAGCCUCCACAUACUGAAGCACUCCACCAUCGUGUGCAAGCCCAGGGCGUAACCUCAACGUAUUUGUGACGACGACUACGAUCAUCUUCCAGAGUCCAGGAAAGCAGCUACGUAAAGAUAAGAUAAAAUAAGUUAGUCUUCUGUCCAUUUGUGCCAAAAGGUUGCAUUCGACAAAAAUCGAGAAUUAUGGCAAACUUGGGAUGUCUUGCAUAUGUGUUCCUUUUAUUUUUGUAUUUAUAUAGAAUAUUUUGAUUCGGACUCAUAAAAUAAUUAUCAGUUUUGGA